GUUGCGCUAUGUUAACACUCGACUGUAACUACGAGUAGAAAUCAACAAACUGUUUUCGGCCAGUGAAGUGAGCAUAGUGCUGGAAAAUGUCGUGUUUCAGUGGCAGCGUGUUGAUUCCCGAUUAAGUGAAGUGUAAUUUUUUUUCAUUAGUUCCGUGUAGUGAUGAUGUGACUUGAAAGUGAGAGACAAAGCGCCGCCAUGCUGCCUUCAAACGUUAUGUCCUUUAUGAAGAAGAUGGUGGCGACGGAGGAAUCAACGGUGCCUGGACAGAUCGAAACGCCUGGAACUUUCGGGAAACUCCGUCAAACACUAUCUUCUUCACUGCUUACGGCACAAGACAAAGUAACAAAGCUUGGGCCGCGGCAGGGCGUCACCGAGGUAGUGGUGGAGCCUGCGCCCGCGCCGCCGCCCGCGCAGCCACCUCCUGCUACCACACCCGCUAAGACUGAACGUGAGCCGGGCAAAGCACCAUCCCGCGCAGGGGCGUGUCGCGUAUGUCUAAAAGCAUUAAAGCCGGGAGAGGUGUUCCACAUAUGCAACGGGUGCCAGCACCGCGUGUGCGAAGACUGCUCAUCCUACUCCAAACCUGCAAGUGACGAAGAGAGUUCAUGGCGGUGCUCCGUGUGCCGUCGCAAAGCUGGCCCUCGGCUGCCGCCCGCCGCACAGGACAGCACAGAUUCUCUGCUAGACGUGCCUGUGCUCGAGGCCUUACAGCGCCGGCACUCAGAAGCGAGGCUAGGCAGUGGAAGCUCCACUACUGCCCUCGCCCCACCUCGCUCGCCAGAGUUACGCAGACAUUCCGACGUUUCACCUGCGUCACUGAAGGAGUUAGAGAAGUUAAAGGGCGGCGGUAGCGUGACGCCGAACCCGGAGUCGCGGCGGCCGAGCACCGUGACUCCCACGCGCCGCCGCUCCGUGCGCGCGCCCGCGCCGCGCCAGCGCUCCGUGGACGAGGACCAGCACCCGCCCGCGCACUCGCCGGCCCUUACUGCACCGCCACCCAUGUCUAGAAGAGCCUCUGCGGUCGACGUGGUAGCGGGCGGUGGGUCGAGACGGAGUUCUUACCGGGCAGACACCGAUUCAGUUGAAAUGGGCUCUGCGCCUCAAAUAAGCGGCCUAAGCGUUGAUGAAGACAGGCCUAUCAGACGAAGAGGCAGUCAACUACCUGAUAUUGCCGCGUUACAACAAAGAACUGGAGCUCUGAGUGCUAUGGCGGCGCUUGCAUCACGAGGCUCUGAAGCAUCGGAACCAUCGGCGGCGUCUAUUGCUGCUGCAGCCGCCGCCGCAGCCGCUGCAAGACAAAUGUCCGUUGACGCCGAAGCCAUCAAAAUAGUCAUACAUGAUGUUGACGAUCGCUCAACGCGACGUGUUACCUUGCGACGAGAUCCUAACGAUAAAGGCGCUAGGUCGCGAGGUUUCGGCAUGCGCAUUGUGGGGGGCAAGCCUGAUGCGAGCGGGCGUCGUGAAGCAGUUAUAGUAUGGACGGUGCCCGGCGGACCGGCGGACGUCGCAGGAUUACAACAGGGAGACAAGGUACUGGAAUGGGGUGGAGUCCCCCUGAUAGAGCGGAGUUUUGAAGAAGUAUGCGCUGUGCUAGAGCGGGGUGGCGACAUCGUAGAGUUGCUGGUGGAACCCGCGCCACAGAUCGACGAGCCGCCUGCGCCGCCCGCGCUCACUUCUCACCAUCACCACGGCCUAUACGAACCGGAUACGGACAAAUCGCCAUCAUCACCAACCCGAAGGAAAUUGCCGAAAACCCCGGAACAAGAUCGAGCCGAGCGUGCUCGCGAGCGUCCACCGGCGCGUGCGCAGUUACAAGUUUGGUUCGAGAGCGAAAUACGUAAACUGGUUGUCGUUCUCAUCGCGGCGGACGAUCUACCUCCUCGAGACCAUACGCUAGGAUACGGAGAUGAGCCUGAAGCAUUUGCAAGAAUUCGUCUUUUACCAUCACUUGAAACUUGCCCUCCCGUGGAAACAGACCCAGCAUCCGCAUCUUGCAGCCCUGUAUGGAAUGCCACGCUUGGAUUCGGAGGGCUCACCGCAGAUCUAUUGGCUGGCCGAGCACUCGAACUCACACUGUGGGACGCCUGCCCUGGCAUUGAUCCCGUACUCAUCGGGGAAUGUACCAUGGAAUUGGAAAAAGCAUUCGCGGAAGAACGAGCGGUGUGGUGGACAUUGGAGGAACGCGGCACCCGCUCUGCGAACGCGUCUCCUCGGGGCUCGUUAACUGGUGGUCGAGCUCUGAGGAGAGGAGAUUUUGCUUCAAACCGCUCCGUUUCAGAUGAUAUGGACUCAAUCGGCGAGUGUGCGUCACUUCUACAUCCAGACCACGCUUGGGUAGCGGGGUCUCGCCGUGGAUCCUCACAGUCCGAAACAUUGGAGGUGGAAGUGUAUCAGUUAGGAAAGGACUUCUCGCGGUCACUGCCAGGUUCAAGGCGCUCUUCAUUUCAGCAACAAGAGAAAGAUGGUGCCGUCGACCCCGCCGUGUGCUCGCGACGCGAGCGGCGCCGAUCGUCGUGCGUGCGGCGCGACCCGGACGAUAUUCUGCGCUCGUUACGCGCCGUCAAGGGCGAGCUCGGGCGCACGCUGUCGCUCUCUGGCUCUACCGCCAGGCGCACGGCGACGGGGCGCAAGGGCAGCAUGUGGGCGGCCGUGCCGGCGGCGGCCGCGUGCGACGCCGUGGCGGACGACGACGAUGUGCCGCUGGGCCCCGGCCAGCUGCCGCCGCGCAACGCGCACCUGCCGCCGCUGCACGCGGAGAUCAACAUCAGCAUCAUCAUGAUCAAGGGACAACUCGAACUCGAGGUAUCUCACGCGCGUCGGGUGUACGGCGUCAACGGCGAAGUGCCCGACUCUUACGUGAAGUGCUACCUCCGCGACGGUGACAAGUGGCUGCACAAGCGCAAGACCCGAGUGGUUCGCCGCACAACAGAGCCUCAUUUUAAACAAACACUUAAAUAUCAGGCAAGUGAGGCUCUGGGGCGUACCCUGGUGGUGAUGCUGUGGCAGCGUUGCGGAGGCUUCGAGCACAACCUCGCGCUGGGCGGCGUCGAGAUUUGCCUCGACAAGCUGACUCUGCCUCAGCGCACGUACGGCUGGUACCCGCUGUUCCCGGCCACGUCGCUCGCCGCCGACGAGUCGCCCGAUUGAUCCAGGGAGCCGUCGCCGGAGCGUCACGACUACUAGCGCCUCCACGACGGCUCUAAUGUCCCCUUCGAGAUCUCGAUCAUGUUACCGUUAAUCGCGCGUUCGGGCGUAUAACAUUCAGCAAAGGUUAUUCGCUACGAAGACGUACAAAAUCUAAGCACAUUUCUUUCGGACUUUACAUCUGUCAUCGAAUGAACGUGUAACGCGUUGUUAAGACCUUGUCCGGAAGGGGCGAAUUUGCCGUGAAUCGUUUCGCACGUAAGAUGCGUCCUAACACACAGCAUUUGGGGGCAUUCAUACGGACACUUGCUCUGAAGUUCGCGCGUUAACUGGACGCAACCAAGGAGUCUGUAGUAUCUCGAAUCGCGCUAGCGACCCGCGUUGUACGCGCGAGUCGAGAGUCCUGCGUCGUGCGUAUUUUGAAUUCGCACGAUGCUUGUGGACGCGAUGUAUUGGCGCCCAGUAGCUACCCCACCAACGCGCGUAUGAAUUCGUCCGAAAUGAUCCACGGUGAAUUCGUGGACUUGUUUCUGAACGUGGUCUAUGUUUGCAAUGUCAUAGCGAAUAAAUAUAGAUCCUAUAAUAUAAAGACCGCACGCGACGCGAUAAUGUCAUCGAGAUCUUAUGAUAUGCCUCCGUAUCGCCACCCAAAUUGCCGCCCUGUGCAUCUCAAGGUGACGAAAAUAAACUAUGAGUAAUUUUUUUAAACAUAAUGCAAGAAUGCAUUAUGUUUUAAGAAGGACCCGUUUUAUUCGCACAACCGAGGAGUAUUGUCUGAUAUAAUAUGAUCUAAAUAUCAUUAGGUGUAAAGUUGCAUGGCAGCAUUACUAAUACUGAAAUAUCAUGAUUAGGACUUAAAAUCAAUGUUUUAGCCGUAAAAAGGCCAGAGGGAUACCAUUCUAUCAUUCUCUCAAACAAAUCCUGGCCAUCUAAGACCAAUUUUUUGACAACUCGAUUCAUACUUUGUACAAUAUACUCAAAUGUAGGUAUUCGUCUAUCAUGUUGAAUAGCGAACAUAUAAUAGUUAUAUAGGUAUUAUAAAUGUAUCAGACACACUUUGUAUAAGUACAUUUAUCGGUUAAGGCAGAAUUUUAUUACUACAUUGUUUUAAACAAUAUUUACCUUCGUUCUAAACCCAAUACAUAUUUGCUAAAUCUAAUUAAAAUUGUGCCACCAAAAACCACCCAAUAUUAAAACACUCGAAAUAUAGCAAUUUUUAUGAAUGACCCGCCAAAUCAUUGUAAUCAGUCAAGAGACAUCGCCAGGAUUGCCAACCCGCUCGGCUUUUACAAAACAUCCAUCUUCUGGGGAAAUAUUAGCCAUCCCGCCUUGAGCCCUCGCGGGAUGCCUAUUAACCCAGAUUUAACAUAGUUGAAAAUCAUUAUUAAUUUAUUUAUUUCAAUCUUUCCAAACAUUUUUCCUUUUUGUACGUGAAAAUCGUACAGUGUUGUCGAUAUAGGUAAAUAUCUGGAUAUUGCCUGUCUUUAUCAGUUAUAUACUUGGCAACUCUAAACAUCCUCUAUAAUCCCGUCCGGUGGCACAAAAUAAAGCCAAUAGCAAUGUAAAGUAAGAGCCUGAUAGAUACCUACUUACCUACCGUAGAUCGUGAAAUAUAAGUAUGUACUUAAAUAAAACUGCCUUGGUACCUUUAUAUGCCGUGGUCACAUUAAGUUAUUAUAAUCACCUAAUUAAAACAAAUAAGUCUAGUAAAAGACACAGAACGUAGAUUUACAACUGCAAAGACGACGGAUAGUGAGCCAAAGCACCGCCAAUCACCUCACAGAAAUUCCAACUAGAACUCGUUUGAAACCCAUUCGAUUCGCGGGAAACCACAAACAAUGUUGACUUUAUUGAUCUCAUUCGUAAUGUGGAAGGAAUAUUCCGUAGAAAAAGCGGCUUAGCGUUCCGGUACGAUGCCGUGUAGAAACCGAUAAGUUAAGAUUACCGGUUUCAUAAAAGUGCCAUCCCUCUUCCAAGUUAACUCGCGUCCAUCUUAGACUGUACCACGUACAACCCACGUACCUUGUAAGAUCGCAGUCAUGGGCUAACCUGUAAUGGAAUAAAAUAAAAAUAAACAGACAAGACGAGUUCUACGUCUAAGUUUCUACGUGUUAUAGAACGGACUAUGUCGGAUGUCUCUCUGAGGGAAAAAACCGGCCAUGUGCGAGUCAGACUCGCGCACUGA
This is a messenger RNA of Maniola jurtina (meadow brown), 5332 nucleotides long. It is a transcript of the gene Fife, whose product is annotated as regulating synaptic membrane exocytosis protein 1. Gene Ontology annotation, molecular function: transmembrane transporter binding; small GTPase binding. Gene Ontology annotation, biological process: regulation of membrane potential; positive regulation of synaptic transmission; calcium ion-regulated exocytosis of neurotransmitter. The coding region runs from base 199 to 3150 and encodes 983 amino acids. Gene Ontology annotation, cellular component: cytoskeleton of presynaptic active zone; presynaptic membrane. The transcript is spliced from 20 exons. Lineage: Eukaryota; Metazoa; Arthropoda; Insecta; Lepidoptera; Nymphalidae. The record is from RefSeq and is a predicted model, not a curated record.